Molecule: messenger RNA, 1587 nt
Organism: Malaya genurostris
Lineage: Eukaryota; Metazoa; Arthropoda; Insecta; Diptera; Culicidae
Exons: 2
Coding region: 173-1084 (303 amino acids)
Source: RefSeq, a predicted model, not a curated record
GACAGUCAGUGUAUGGUUUGUUUACCUGCCAAAAGUAUAUCGCCAAAGUUAGCAUUUUUCAAUGUCCAAUUUUAAAAUUAAAUCUUCUCGUGCGUUUUGAUUCAAUAGUUUUCAACAUCUAUCUAUUCUUUGGAAUUGUCACAAGUGAUCGCGCACUUUGUGCGCGUGAACUAUGGACUCCAGCAGUGAAUAUACUUUGGAAGCAUUGAAGAACCUGGAACCCUUGGUAAACCCUGUACGUCAGUAUCGCAACCGGUCAAAAAAGAGGACGGAUCAAAGCCAACAAGACGAAAAUGCUCUAGCAGACGGUGGAGGUAACUGCAGAGCUCUAGGUAACAAAAUGCUGGCAGAAGUUCUAGCUAAAAUAACAAGCUUGCAAAGCAGUAACGAGAGCUGCAUAGACAGGACCAAAAUGGUUAAAACGUACAAUGUGAAACUGCGACUUAAGAAAACGUCUCUGUAUAAAUGCUUUGAUUGCGACAGUUGUUUUACUAAUGCAGAUUUUCUAGAACUACAUGAAAAAACACAUGCCACACUGGAAUUGGAUACAUCCGGAUCCCGACAAGAUAUUGAUCUCAAUCAAGAGCAGUCAUUUGAUGAAUCGGAAAUGAAUCUCAAGCAGAAUGCUUGGUUCGCAGAGGAUUUUGAUGACACCGAGCUAGAAGGAGAAGACGAGGAUGGAAUGAUACAAGUUGACUGCACAGUUGAAGAACGUGAGAACAAUUUCGAUAUAACCUUUGAUAGAACAAAAUGCGAGAAAACUUAUACGGUCAAAUACAAGGUUAAAAAAGAACCAGUAGGCAAAUGUGAGACUUGCGAGAAAACGUUCUACACGCUUAACACACUGGAACUGCACAAAUUGGAACACGAGCGAUUUAUGGAUUUCGAUGCCAUUGAACCGAAAAUCAAUAUUGAUUCUCCGAAAAUUGAAGAAAGUACGAUGAUGCUGGACGAGAGCUAUUAUCAAGCAUUGUCGGAGAAAGACAUCAGUGAUCUUGAUGUGAGCGACUGUGGCAAUGGUACACAAAACGGUCUACCGACAAAUAUCGAAUCAGAAUGUUGCACAACUAUGCUGAACUGCUGAAUUUUAAACCGCAAUGUAAAAACCCAAAUAUUUCCGCUGAGAAAAUUUUAAUUAUUAUUUCCACUGAACUGAAAAGAAUUGUAUUUUGGUUCACCAUGAUGUACUAGAAAAAUAUGAGGAAUAAUACUUUCACACUCCCAAGUAAUGGCAGUUUAUAAGACGUAUUAAUUUUCAAUUCAAAUGAACAAAACCAUGGCAGAAGUUAAUCAACAAAAUGUAUUUCUGAAGAAAUACACCAAUGCAUCAGUUUUAGUUUGUAAUAGAAAUUGAACCUAAUAUGAUUGUUUUCUUUAUAUAGCACUUUCUUGGUUUUAUGUCAAGAAAAAUACAGCAAAUGCCACAAUUCUUUUACAUAGAUGUUUAGGUGAGACAGCUUUGGCAAACACAGAUAAUGCAGCUUCAUGAAAUAUGUUCAGUCCAGGAUGACAUCAUAUGUUCCCUAAGAAAAAAAACGAAUCAUGUACGAGAGAACAAUUGUUUUUAUGUUUAAUGAAUAUAUCAUU